AUUCCUUUCUGGUCUAGUUCAGCCAAAAAAUGCAGGCAAGUGACACAGUACCUGAGUAACUCACGUGAAAUGAGGUAGGGUUAGUAGUUACUAGGUUAGACGAGAGGGACUCCAUCUUUCAACGGAAUUAGGGGUACCUCAGUAUGUCUUCCUAGGUACUCUGUAUGGACUCUGGAGUACCUACCCAAGAUGUCUACCUGGGCCUCUGUAACCAGGUACCUAAGGUAUGUAGUACUAGACCUAGGUACGCAGUCAGUAAAAUACUCGUCAGUAAAUCAAUAAAUCCGCUGCCAACUCAGUGCCCGCUUUUUGUGUAUUUUUUUCCAUUCCCGUAUUGUUCCUUUGCCAUUCUGUGGUUACAGCACAGACAGCCGCCCAUGACGACUUCUAUGACUGGCCACGACCGCCUGCCUCCUGACCCGUCCUAGCGCAGCUAGUCCCCUUUGGGCCGCUGGGUCUUGCGCCGGUGGACACGCUUUGUUUCGUCC
Messenger RNA from Penicilliopsis zonata CBS 506.65, 488 nucleotides. RefSeq lists its product as hypothetical. Bases 165 to 428 code for a protein of 87 amino acids. The record is from RefSeq and is a predicted model, not a curated record. The transcript has a single exon. NCBI's taxonomy places the organism in Eukaryota, Fungi, Ascomycota, Eurotiomycetes, Eurotiales, Aspergillaceae.